Molecule: messenger RNA, 390 nt
Organism: Penicillium salamii
Lineage: Eukaryota; Fungi; Ascomycota; Eurotiomycetes; Eurotiales; Aspergillaceae
Source: the annotation of a GenBank genome assembly
AUGACUAAAAUGCCUGGGAAGCCUUUGGGAGAGAUUCGGCAUUCGGUAUCAUUUUCUGUGAAAGCAAACAAUCACCCAUCUGGGGAACUUGAAAGACGUAACGCAAACAAAGCAGACGAUGCCACCAGAACACUAGAAAUUGUUCGCAAACUCCAAAACCUGCUCCCGUCUGUUUUCCCGCCAACCGGAGACCGACCCGAGCCAUCGAUCAUGGUUCAUGAUGACCUUUCUAGUCAGAACAUCCUCGUCAAUGAAAGUGGAGAGUUCACUGCUGUUUUGCACUGGGAAUGUGUUGCGGCACUUCCUGUGUGGAAAGAAUGCGAUUACCCUGAAUUUCUGCAAGAGAAAACACGGCAUGUAAGACCCGAACUAGGAAACUACAAGCCCUAA